Messenger RNA from Xylaria bambusicola, 958 nucleotides. RefSeq lists its product as uncharacterized. Bases 463 to 957 code for a protein of 164 amino acids. Lineage: Eukaryota; Fungi; Ascomycota; Sordariomycetes; Xylariales; Xylariaceae. The transcript has a single exon. The record is from RefSeq and is a predicted model, not a curated record.
AGACGACGGAAACAUUUAGUGUAUCAGCUGUGUGUUAUUAAUAGCGGGACGGUGAUUGACUAUAUUGACUCUAUCAUGACGACUGAUGAUAUUUCCUCCCUCGGUGGCGUGUUUUCUCUUUGAAUACCGGUAGUCCAGUUCUUAGGACUUUGAUUAGUGGUGGUGGUUACAUAGAUACAUACUUACUCCGUACUUACCGACCUCAAGUACUUACUGCCCUGGUGCCUGGUGAUCUGUCCAAGGAAUGUAUCUACUGUACUUCCAAUACGUAAGUACACCUACCUACCCUCCCGGCCUAUACGAACCAUCCCCGUCCCCAUAACGACCUCACUAAGAUAUGACCUGUCUCUCGAAUAGGUAGACCGCCUUCACUGCGCACCAGAUAAGUAGGAGAUGAGUGAAUAGUAAUACAGGUAGCUAUUAUACCUCUUAAGAGAAGUAGGUAGGUGCCGACUUGGAGGUAUGGGAAGGCCGGUUCCUCCCGCUCUUUGUACAACCUGUAUGUUGUGUAUUAUUGUUGAGACCCGGUGGUUCCUGAAUAUAGCAUCAUCAUCACCACCAUUAUGGCCAUUAUUAACGCUACGUACAUGUGUAUUCGGUACCUGGUCAUUCGUUCAUUCGCUCCUCGGGUCCCACGCAACAUGUUGCUGCAGCUUCCUUGUACCUGGCCUCUGUUCAACCUCUGUUCAGACUCUGUUCAGCCUACCUACACUCGCCUACCUACUUAAUGCCCGAUGCAUUGUUCAUGGAUCUUCCUUCGCCUCUCUUUGUACUAGACAGUACUAUUACCUGACGGGGGUUCAGCCAUACAGCAAUUUCCUCGCUUACCUCGGCCGUCAAUCUUCACUUCCCCUCGCUUCCUUCGUGUUCUUUAGACUACUAACUUACUGUAGUUCGUAUGUAAGACUGGGAAUUCAUCGGCAUCGUACACUACCGACCGACUUAUUUACGCUCUAAG